Molecule: messenger RNA, 1521 nt
Organism: Castor canadensis (American beaver)
Lineage: Eukaryota; Metazoa; Chordata; Mammalia; Rodentia; Castoridae
Source: RefSeq, a predicted model, not a curated record
AGAAUAUCCCAAGGCAUGAGUACCUUGAAAUUGCUGAAGUAUAUCCUGUUUGUCUUCAAUUUGCUCUUUUGGUUCUGUGGCUGUUGCAUUUUGGGUUUUGGGAUCUACUUCCUGAUCCACAACAGCUUUGGGGUGCUCUUCCAUGAUCUCCCUUUCCUCACGCUGGGCAAUGUACUUGUCAUCGUGGGCUCCAUUAUCAUGGUGGUCGCCUUCCUGGGCUGCAUGGGCUCUAUCAAGGAGAACAAAUGCCUGCUGAUGUCGUUCUUUGUUCUUCUAUUGAUUAUCCUCCUUGCUGAAGUGACCUUGGCCAUCCUUCUCUUCGUGUAUGAACACAAGCUGAACAACUAUGUGCUUCAAGGCCUGAAUGACAGCAUCCAACGCUACAACUCAGACAACAGCACCAAGGUGGCGUGGGACUCCAUCCAGUCAAUUUUUCAUUGUUGUGGUAUAAAUGGCACAAGUGAUUGGAUGAGUGGCCCACCAGCAUCUUGCCCACAAGAUCCACAAGUUAAGGGCUGCUAUAUGAAAUUGCAAAUGUGGUUUUACUCCAAUUUCUUAUAUAUUGGAAUCAUUACCAUCUGUGUAUGUGUGAUACAGGUGCUGGGGAUGUCCUUUUCACUGACCCUGAACUGCCAGAUUGAUAAAACCAGCCAGGCCCUAGGGCUGUGAUCUGCACCUGCCCUGUGUCGGAGAGACUUGUUUCAUCUCUGCAAAUCCAAACCAUUCAUAGCAUGAAGCCCCAAAUGAUCACCUGCUGGACUGGCUCUGUGUCUUCUUCUCACCUCUUCCCUGUUUGGAUCCCUGUCUUACACAAUCAGAGAACAGGGUAUCAGCCAGUCCUUUUCUGUCUCAGACACACAAUAGCCAUUCACUCACUGAUGGCAGCAGCCAUGUCCCUCAAGGUGGCAAAAACACACCUGAGUGAUUUUUAGACACAAAAGGCCACAAGAACCUGUGGCACUGAAUGACUUGAGACAAAGAGUAGGUCCAGGAUUUGAAUGUUUAUGUCUUCAUGUUGUCAAAUCAAUCUCUAGCCUCUGAAUUCAUGCCCCGUCUACUCUACAAAGUCAUACAAGAGACAAGUUGAAGGGAGAUCUGGAGCCAGACUCACUAGAUCUGUGCCACAAACCUGUUUCCUUUUGACCAGGGGCCUCAGCUACAGAAAUGGCAGAAUAUUAUUUUUUCAAAGGACAAGGUUUCAUUUCAAUUUCUUUAUUAAAAUGCCUUAUUGACUUAUUCUAAGUCUUUUCUGAAAAGUAUCCAGUGAUUCCUCCCAUGACUUCAGCCAGUCUCCUAGCCAUGAAGGAACCCAGAAGCACUAGUAACUCUGGUGGGUUAACUGAUAAUCACAUUCAGAAGGGUCUUGGUAUUAUUUCUCUGUCAUAUAAGGUUUUCUUAAUGUGCUAUUUUCUUCAAUAAAUAAAAUAGCUUAUGAUCUAUUCUUGUACCUCAAACACUUCUUCUGUGACUGAGCCUGACUGUCCUGUCAGCAAGCCAAGUAUAUUAGUUAGAUAUUGCUAU